This is a messenger RNA of Jatropha curcas, 1602 nucleotides long. Its product is annotated as Transmembrane amino acid transporter family protein. NCBI's taxonomy places the organism in Eukaryota, Viridiplantae, Streptophyta, Magnoliopsida, Malpighiales, Euphorbiaceae. Gene Ontology annotation, biological process: amino acid transmembrane transport. The record is from RefSeq and is a predicted model, not a curated record. Gene Ontology annotation, molecular function: L-amino acid transmembrane transporter activity. Gene Ontology annotation, cellular component: vacuolar membrane.
UUUCAAUUGUAUAUAUAGCUGCAAGUGAAGUAAGAUUAACAAAAUAUCUCUCGAAGCUUGAUCAGUAUGUUGGUUAAGAUCUGCAAAUUCAUCAGAAAAUUAUGCAAUCAUCAUCAUCAAGUUGCUAGUGAGUCGGUCCAUAGCCACAAUUUGGCUGCCAAAUGGGUUAUUUGUGAUGCUUGUGUAGAGGAAAAUAAAGCCUGUAAUUGCAAUCAGAAAAUUGGAGAUUUCAAGAAGACUCCUGAUGAAGCAAAUGGCUCGAAUGCUGAUGCUAAUAGUUCUUUCACUCAUGCUGUCAUCAACAUGGUUGGAAUGCUAAUAGGUCUUGGGCAGCUAUCAACUCCAUAUGCUUUAGAAAAUGGAGGAUGGGCUUCAUCAUUCUUGCUUAUAGGACUUGGAAUCAUAUGUGCAUACAGUUCUCAUCUUCUUGGAAAAUGUCUUGACAAAAAUCCCAAGUCAAGAAGCUACUCUGAUAUUGGACAAGAAGCAUUUGGGAGCAAAGGAAGAGUUUUAGCUUCAACCUUCAUUUACAUGGAGAUUUUCAUGGCCCUCGUCUCCUACACCAUCUCUCUCCAUGACAAUCUUAUAACUGUAUUUUCAGGAACAAAUCUGGUUUUUCCCUGGACAAGUAAAUUCUCAACAUCUCAGUUACUAACCACCAUAGCUGUGUUGAUAGCACUUCCAAGUCUAUGGCUGAGAAAUUUAUCUUCUAUAUCUUUCCUUUCAUCAGGCGGUAUUCUAAUGUCACUUGUUAUUUUUGCUUCUGUGCCAUUUACUGCUGCUUUUGGAAGUGUCAAAGCUAACCAUAAAAUACCAAUUCUUAAUGUAAAAAAAAUUCCUGCCAUUUCUGGUCUCUAUAUCUUCAGUUAUGCAGGCCAUAUUGUUUUCCCCAACUUAUAUAAAUCCAUGAAGGAUCCAUCCAAGUUUACCAAGGUAUCUAUUGUGAGCUUUGCAUCAGUGACAACAAUAUAUACAGCUUUAGCAUUUAUGGGUGCAAAAAUGUUUGGCCCUAAUGUUAGUUCUCAAAUAACUCUUAGCAUGCCUCCACAUCUUCUCAUCACAAAAAUUGCGUUAUGGGCAACUGUCCUAACUCCCAUGACCAAAUAUGCCCUAGAAUUUGCACCAUUUGCUAUUCAGUUGGAGGAGAGUCUUCCUCAUUCCAUGAGCCCUAAGAUGAAAAUGGUCAUUAGAGCAACUGUAGGGUCACUUGCCCUACUUCUCAUACUGGCCUUAGCUCUUUCUGUCCCUUAUUUUGAGCAUGUUCUUGGACUUACUGGCUCAUUGAUCAGUGUCAGUAUUUGCAUAGUCUUUCCCUGUGCUUUUUACACCAAAAUUUCUUGGCCUCAAAUAUCUAAACCUCUACUAAUUCUUAAUCUUUCUCUUAUUGCAUUUGGGUCUGUUCUUGGUAUAGUUGGGACCAUAUCUACUUCAAGGUUGCUCAUGGACAAUCUAAUUAGAGCUCACUCAAAAUAAACCUUUUUGAUUUCUUGAGGAUUUUUCUUUCCCAAUGUAUUAUAUAUGUAAAAAUAAUGGAUUCUCAUAGGUAUAUUGAACCAUAUUUUCUGUGUUCUAAUUAAGUUCUAUUGUGAAUGGUUUAUGAUU